Molecule: messenger RNA, 1782 nt
Organism: Strongyloides ratti
Lineage: Eukaryota; Metazoa; Nematoda; Chromadorea; Rhabditida; Strongyloididae
Product: Putative phospholipase B-like 2
Exons: 2
Coding region: 1-1782 (593 amino acids)
Biological process (GO): phospholipid catabolic process
Cellular component (GO): extracellular region
Molecular function (GO): glycerophospholipase activity
Source: RefSeq, a predicted model, not a curated record
AUGCUAUUUUUCAAUAACCUUCUUUUUGCAGUACUAUUUUCUGCUUCUUUGACAUAUGCUAAAUAUGCAAAUUUUGAAAGAAACUUUUUCCGAGUAAAUAGAAAUUCUGAUGACAUAUCAGGGGACUGGGACAAUACUAUUGUCCCUGAUGAUUUUGAUGAAACAGGAACUGAUAAAUUAUACAGAGUUAAAUCAGCUUGCUUUUCACCAUCUACUUCUAAAUAUUAUAUUGUUGAUGGUAAUGUUUGUAAUGGUGAAGAACUUUUGGUUGCUACUGGAAGAUUUAAGAACGCAAUUAAUAUAACAGGAUGGUCAAAUUUUGAAGUUGAAACAUUUAAUACUGUUGAACCACAUGAACAAGCUUAUGCUGCAGGAUUCCUUGAAGGUAAUAUGACACAUGGACUUCUUUCAAAUCAUAUUCAAAAUUCUGUUGAAAGUUAUUGUAAUGGAUUUUCUCAAUAUUGUGAACGAUUAAAACCAUAUCUUAAAGAAAGUUUUGAUUGGGUUAAAUCUGAAAUUAAAAUACGUCCAGCCGAUGACAUUUAUUGGAGUGCUGUAAAAAGAGUAUACUAUCAGCUAUCUGGUAUUAUUGCAGGUUAUGAUAAAAAAGAAUUUACUCCUAAUUUAUAUUGGGGUUAUCAUCCUAUUCUUAUUAUCAAUCUUGGUGGUGAUUUAUAUGACUUAGAGAGGAAGUUUAAUAAAACAAAAGAUACUGUAGAUAAUAGACUUCCAGACUCUGGUAAAUGUUCAGGUUUUGUAAAACUUGCUCCAAAUAAUGCUGAUCUUUUUAUUUCUCAAGUUACAAUGUCUGGUUAUCAAAUGAUGACAAGAGUUUUAAAGUUAUACAAAUUUGCCUAUGAUAAACAUGAAUUCCCUGGACAUACAUCAACAUUUGCCUCAUAUCCUGGUAUGUUAUAUUCGUCAGAUGACUUUGCUCUAAUAUCUAAUGGAUUGGCUAUUAUUGAAACAACUAUUAAUGUUUUUAACAAUACUCUUUAUAAUCAAACAAUACCAAAAGAACAACUUCAUUGUUGGGUUAGAGCAAUUGUUUCAAAUCAAUUAGCUAGAAAUGGUAGAGAAUGGUGUGAAAUCUUUAGUAAAUAUAACAGUGGAACAUAUAAUAAUCAAUGGGUUGUUGUUGAUUAUAAAAAAUUUACACCAUAUAAACCACUUCCAAAAUAUGGUGUUCUUUAUGUUCUUGAACAACUUCCUGGAGUUUCAUAUUAUAAAGAUGUUACAUGGUAUCUAAUGAAAUAUUCAUAUUUUGCUUCAUACAAUAUUCCAUUCUACCGUCCAAUAACUAAGUUAUCAGGAUUUUUAAAUAAAUCAGAAACUACUGGAUCAUGGUUUUCUUGGAAAAAUGCUCCACGUGCAAAAAUUUUUGCUCGUGAACAUCAUAAAGUAAAGAAUCUCGAUACUCUUAAAACUCUUAUGAGAUACAAUGAUUAUACACAUGAAGAAUUUUCAAAAUGUAAUUGUACACCACCAUAUUCUGCUGAAGCUGCUAUUUCUGCAAGAGGAGAUUUAAAUCCAAAAGAUGGAAAGUAUGAAUUCCCUGGUCAAGGUCAUAAUAAUCAUGGAGCACUCGAUUACAAAGGAACUAAUUUUAAACUUUUUCAAAAUUUAACUUUCCGCGCAAUUUCUUCUCCAGCAUAUGAUCAAGUACCAGCAUUCAAAUGGUCUAAUUUUGAUAUGAAAGAUACUAUUAAACACAUAGGACAUCCAGAUGAAUGGAAAUUUUCUGAAAUUGAAAUCCAAUGGGAAACAAAUAUAGGUAAUUAA